Molecule: messenger RNA, 1195 nt
Organism: Physcomitrium patens
Lineage: Eukaryota; Viridiplantae; Streptophyta; Bryopsida; Funariales; Funariaceae
Product: phytanoyl-CoA dioxygenase
Molecular function (GO): phytanoyl-CoA dioxygenase activity
Source: RefSeq, a predicted model, not a curated record
UCUGGUCUUGUCCUGGGCCACAGUAGCAUUGCCCCUUAAGGCUCCGCAUUUUGCCCUGCCAAGCCGUUGGGUACUCUGAAUUUCGACUCACUUGGAGGUCGCAAGCAGCAACGAUGGGCGUGGAGCAGGGGUUAAGCCAGGCGCAGAAAGAUUUCUACGAAUCUGAAGGGUAUUUGGUGAUACCUGAUUAUGCCUCGCCAUCAGAAUGUACUACCUUGAUUAAGAGGAUGGAUGAGCUUCUUAGGGACUUCGACCCUACCACCUUCUCCAUCUUCUCUACUACGAAUCAGAAGGCAAACAUGGAUUCAUAUUUCUACAAUAGUGCAAAUAAUAUCUCUUUCUUUUUUGAAGAGAGAGCAUUUGACGAGAACAGGAAUUUGAAGCAGCCGAAGGAAUUGUCUAUCAAUAAAGUAGGUCAUGCAAUGCAUGAUCUGGACCCUGAAUUCCGCAAGUUUUCAAGGUCAGCAAAAGUAUCGGCCAUAGCAGCCUCACUUGGGUACAGGAGACCUGCGCCCAUUCAAUCUAUGUACAUUUUCAAGCAACCAGGAAUAGGCGGAGAAGUUGUGCCGCAUCAGGACAAUACCUUCAUGUGCACCGACCCGCCAUCAGUCCUGGGCUAUUGGUGGGCACUUGAAGAUGCCACGAAAGAAAACGGUUGUCUCUGGGUAGUUCCCAAAUCUCACAAACAGGGCUUGAAAAGGAAAUUUUUAAAAGAAGGAGAUUCGGUCAGGUAUGAUGUACCACAGCCUGAAUACGAUAUGUCAACCUUUAUCCCGGUGGAAAUGAAGGCUGGUUCACUGAUUCUCCUUCAUGGAGACCUUGUACACCAAAGCUAUGAGAAUAAAUCAUCCAAACAACGACCCGCAUAUAGUAUUCAUGUUAUAGAGACUGAUGGUACCUUCUAUCCUGAGACCAACUGGCUCCAACGCCGUCCUGAUUUUCCUCUCGAACCAUUUUAUGAGAAGCCGGGUUCGCUGGCUUCAGCAUAAAUAGCUGUAAAAUGUUGGGCUGCCGUGACGCAAGCUUCCCGAUGUAAUGCAUCAGAUUUCCUCGAAAAAGGUUGAAGGUUAAUCAUGGCGAUUAGAAUCAUGUUCUACCUAGAUAAUCUUAUGGGCAAAUGUCUCAUAUGUGCCAUGUUGUGUGAUUUCUGUCUUCGAAACUCUACAAAUAAAAAUCUUUUCUAUUUCUUUUAUAA